This is a messenger RNA of Lynx canadensis (Canada lynx), 4631 nucleotides long. RefSeq names its product DGCR8 microprocessor complex subunit (gene DGCR8). The record is from RefSeq and is a predicted model, not a curated record. The transcript has 14 exons. Gene Ontology annotation, molecular function: heme binding; double-stranded RNA binding; primary miRNA binding. Gene Ontology annotation, biological process: primary miRNA processing. The coding region runs from base 437 to 2758 and encodes 773 amino acids. NCBI's taxonomy places the organism in Eukaryota, Metazoa, Chordata, Mammalia, Carnivora, Felidae. Gene Ontology annotation, cellular component: microprocessor complex.
CUGCUCGCCCCGCGCGGCAGGCGGGUCCCGCCGACCGGAGAGAGCUUGGGCGGCCUUUCUAGAUAGCGGUAUCCGUGGCGGUAGCGGCCAGGCCGUGAGGGUCUCCUUGCUUUGGUCGGGCUGCGGGCAGCUCGGGCAGGCCGCGGGUGCUGGAGGUGGAAGAAGAAAGGUGCCACUUUGGCAUGAAGACAGACUCGCUUAGUCGUCAGUCAUUUAAGCUGAGUGCAUUGUGAUUUCCAAUAAUUGAGGCAGUGGUUCUAAAAGCUGUCUACAUUAAUGAAAAGAGCAAUGUGGCCAGCUUGACUAAGCCGCCAGCGUGUGCAGCGCGGGCAGGACGGUACCCGGGUCUCAACGGACUUGUGCAUGUUAGCUGUAUAGAUUUAUGUAAGGUUUUUUAAAACUCUGGUCUUUUAAAAUAGUCUUAACCACUUUUACUAUGGAGACAUAUGAGAGUCCCUCUCCUCUCCCGCGUGAGCCCGCAGGAGAAGCAGUGAUGGAGAACCGAGCUUGCCCCCUCCAAGCGCUGCCCCGUGAACAGUCUCCACCACCUCCCCUGCAAACGUCCAGUGAUGCAGAGGUAAUGGACGUUGGCUCUGGUGGUGAUGGACAGGCCGAAUCCCCUGCUGAGGACCCGCUCAACUUCUACGGAGCUUCUCUUCUCUCCAAAGGAUCCUACUCUAAGGCCCGCCUCCUCAUAGACCCGAACUGUAGUGGCCACAGCCCGCGCACCGCCCGGCACGCACCUGCGGUCCGGAAGUUCUCCCCUGACCUUAAGUUGCUUAAGGAUGUAAAGAUUAGCGUGAGCUUUACCGAGAGCUGCAGGAGUAAGGACAGGAAGGUGCUGUACACAGGAGUGGAGCGCGACGCUCGCGCAGAUUGCGGUCUGGCCCUUAGCCCUGUCAGUGGAGACGUGCAUGCUUGUCCUUUUGGCGGGAGUGUUGGGAACGGGGUAGGCGUAGGGGGUGAGAGUGCUGAUAAGAAGGAUGAGGAGAAUGAGCUGGAUCAGGAAAAGAGAGUGGAGUACGCAGUGCUCGAUGAGUUAGAAGAUUUUACUGACAAUUUGGAGCUAGAUGAAGAAGGAGCAGGCGGGUUCACGGCUAAAGCAAUCGUGCAGAGAGACAGAGUGGAUGAAGAGGCCUUGAACUUCUCCUAUGAGGAUGAUUUUGACAACGAUGUCGAUGCUCUGCUGGAAGAGGGCCUUUGUGCUCCCAAAAAGAGGCGAAUGGAAGAGAAAUAUGGAGGAGACAGUGACCAUCCGUCUGAUGGAGAGACAAGUGUGCAGCCAAUGAUGACCAAGAUUAAAACAGUGCUAAAAAGUCGUGGCCGUCCUCCUACGGAACCGUUGCCUGAUGGAUGGAUCAUGACAUUCCAUAACUCUGGAGUCCCCGUGUACCUACACAGAGAGUCUCGGGUGGUCACCUGGUCCAGGCCGUACUUCCUGGGAACGGGAAGCAUACGGAAACAUGAUCCUCCUCUGAGUAGCAUUCCCUGUCUGCAUUAUAAGAAAAUGAAGGAUAAUGAGGAAAGAGAGCAAAGCAGUGAGCUUGCCCCCAGUGGGGAAGUGUCCCCUGUCAAGCCACUGAGCCGAUCUGCGGAGCUGGAGUUCCCCCUGGAAGAGCCUGACUCCAUGGGAGCUGACUCAGGGCCCCCUGAUGAGAAGGACCCGCUGGGGGCUGAGGCUGCCCCUGGGGCCCUGGGGCAGGUGAAGGCAAAGGUCGAGGUGUGCAAGGAUGAAUCAGUUGAUCUUGAGGAAUUUCGGAGCUACUUGGAAAAGCGUUUUGACUUUGAGCAAGUCACUGUGAAGAAAUUCAGGACUUGGGCUGAGCGGCGGCAGUUUAACCGAGAAAUGAAACGGAAACAGGCAGAGUCUGAGAGGCCCAUCUUGCCAGCCAAUCAAAAACUCAUCACUCUGUCUGUGCAGGAUGCACCCACAAAGAAAGAGUUUGUCAUUAACCCCAACGGGAAGUCCGAGGUCUGCAUCCUGCACGAGUACAUGCAGCGAGUUCUCAAGGUCCGCCCUGUUUAUAAUUUCUUUGAAUGUGAGAACCCAAGUGAGCCUUUUGGUGCCUCGGUGACCAUUGAUGGUGUGACCUAUGGAUCCGGAACUGCAAGCAGCAAAAAACUUGCGAAGAAUAAAGCUGCCCGAGCUACGCUGGAGAUCCUUAUCCCUGACUUUGUCAAACAGACCUCUGAGGAAAAGCCCAAAGACAGUGAAGAGCUUGAGUAUUUUAACCACAUCAGUAUCGAGGACUCACGGGUCUACGAGCUGACCAGCAAGGCCGGACUGUUGUCUCCCUAUCAGAUCCUUCACGAGUGCCUUAAAAGAAACCAUGGAAUGGGUGAUACAUCCAUCAAGUUUGAAGUGGUUCCUGGUAAAAACCAGAAGAGUGAAUAUGUCAUGGCGUGCGGCAAACACACAGUGCGCGGCUGGUGUAAGAAUAAGAGAGUUGGAAAACAGUUAGCCUCUCAGAAAAUCCUUCAGCUGCUGCAUCCACAUGUCAAGAAUUGGGGGUCUUUAUUGCGCAUGUAUGGUCGCGAAAGCAGCAAGAUGGUCAAGCAGGAGACCUCGGACAAAAGUGUGAUUGAGCUGCAGCAAUAUGCCAAGAAGAACAAGCCAAACCUGCACAUCCUGAGCAAACUACAGGAGGAGAUGAAGAGGCUGGCUGAGGAGAGGGAGGAGACACGAAAGAAACCCAAGAUGUCUAUUGUGGCGUCUGCCCAGCCUGGUGGCGAGCCCCUGUGCACUGUGGACGUAUGAGGGAGGCAGCAGGGUCAGGCGCGGGGACUGCCAGCUCUGCUGCCAGGGAGACCUCACGCCACUCACUCUGCAGCCUCGGGCCUCCGAUCUGAGUUCCUCCCCUGCGGCCAGGCUUCUGCCGUCAGGGCCAGAGGGGUGGGGCUCUGGUGCGUGGGGACAGCAGGGCCACGAAGCUCUUCCUUGGGGGCCGCCCACAGGUCUGAGUGGGCGUGUUCAAGGAUGGACUCUGCUUGUCCACACAGGUGGAAGCCAAGAGCUUGACAAUAACUGUGGACAACCUCUGCUUAUGUGGACUUGCUGCAGACUGGUUUGAUGAAGGUUUUCAUGUGUGUCAGUACAUAACAUGCACUGACAAAUGUCAGAUAAAAUGAGAAAGUGGUGGCAAAGUUCUGUGGUACCCUGUGCCCAGGGUUCCCGCAGACCACUGCAGGGACCUGGUCAGAAGGCGCACGCUGGGACCCCCAUCCCCUUCCCUGCCUCUUGUGUUUUCCCUUUUUCUCUGAAAAGGUUACAACAGGAAGGAGUAUUUCAGACCUUUUUGGUUUAAAAUAAACACAAUUUUAGAAUCAGAACUAUUUUUCAGAGAUUGUAGGCAAACCCUCAAGGUGAUUAUUUGCCAUCCUUGAAAUGCAUUGCCAGUGUAUGCCUGGCUUGUUGCCCUGGUCCUGGGUUGGCGUGCGGUCCAUUUUUCUGAGUAAGUCUUAAUGUCCUAAAAACACGCCUUCUUAAGACACUGAGGCCCCUCACCUUCACUGGCCUCUGGCAACUUUUUACUAAUGAUUUUUGCACAGUCAAGUCCAUCUGUCCACCCAUCAAUUUUUAAAGCUUUUAUGAAAUUUUAGCAUUUGGAAAGAAACUUUUACAGUGAGAGUAGAAGGUAGAUUUGGAGUCACGUAGCAGAUAUAAACAAGUUAAUGCAUUUUAGCACGGGGAUUUUAAAAGAGGAAAUAAGGACCCUCAGUGCAAUCCAUCCGUGAUCACAAAGUGGCGCUCUUCUCCAGACCUGGCAUAAACACAUGGAUGGUGGCGGUCUUCCCUGUGACAAUGGCUUCACUGGAUUUCAAGGGCAGUUGCUCUAUGCAUCCAGGCCUGGUGGCCAGCCUGUUACUUUGACCAGCAGCCUGUGUUUUCCAAGUGGCUCCUGUGGACCAGUGCAGGGAUAAGUGUGUUCCUGCCCUGAACCCCAGAGGAUGUGGGUGUGCUUAGGGCCCUUGGUUGUCCCCAUGUGCAAGGUACAGGUAGUCAUCAGUUCCCUGUCACCAGGGCCUGCUCAGGGUGCUGUGUGCUCAUGGUGCACUGUCAGCUGCAGGAGCCCAGUGCUGGGUUGCAUUGUCACAUUCCACGGGUGUGCCUGUUCUCCAUCAUGUCCCCCGUGGUUGGUGUUGAUGGCAUUUGUUUUCAGGAAGACAAUGUUGGGUCUUGUGUGCCACCCACAGUGUAUCCCUCCCUUGCCACCUAUGUGACUGAGGUUGGCUUCUGUGUUGACGUUUAUAAACAAAACCCUUAAAUCAAGUUGCUGUAAUUAGACACUUGCUUCUGUCUUGCCUCCUGUCUGCAGCUGUGAAUAAUCAUUUGACUGUGUUUGCUCUCAGAACAGCCAGAUGCGCCAUUGUGAACCAAAGCUUCGUGCACACGUUAAUAGAGGCAGCGAGCUUUGCUGCAGCCUCCCCGUGUCCUUCCUCUGUCCCUCCUAUGUGGGUGUGAGUGUUGUGUGCACACAGCCAUGCUGUGGCUGCAGAGGGCAGGUGGAGUCUGUACUCAUGCCACCUCCAUGUGGCCACUGCCUGUUGUGUACCUUCCAGGUGGUGGCUAAGCUGUGGCUUUAAGGGUGAGCCUUGAUUGUCUGAAUGCAUAAAGCAAAACUGUCCCAAAA